AUGUACGUCUGCCAAUUCGGUGUACUACAAAUCUUUGCACGGAGGAAUGUUACGAGAUAUGCUGUCCAAGUCCUCUCUAUGCAUCUUUGGCUAACUGCUCCUUCAGUUCAUCGACUUCACACCCCAGUGAUCGUGAAACUCCGCAGGUCUGGCCUCGUCCUCGUCACCGGGUCCACCGACCCGCCCUCGCUGGAUACACUCCGGACCCACACCAUGCCGCCUCCCACUAGGAUAAAAAUCAUCCCCAAGAACCCCGACUUUGGCGUCCCUGUCGUCCCUACCAAAAGAAGUAUUGAGGAAUCCGUCUAG
This is a messenger RNA of Desarmillaria tabescens, 309 nucleotides long. RefSeq lists its product as uncharacterized. NCBI's taxonomy places the organism in Eukaryota, Fungi, Basidiomycota, Agaricomycetes, Agaricales, Physalacriaceae. The coding region runs from base 1 to 309 and encodes 102 amino acids. The record is from RefSeq and is a predicted model, not a curated record. The transcript is spliced from 2 exons.